Messenger RNA from Schizosaccharomyces octosporus yFS286, 2029 nucleotides. RefSeq lists its product as uncharacterized. The record is from RefSeq and is a predicted model, not a curated record. Gene Ontology annotation, molecular function: DNA-binding transcription factor activity, RNA polymerase II-specific; zinc ion binding. Lineage: Eukaryota; Fungi; Ascomycota; Schizosaccharomycetes; Schizosaccharomycetales; Schizosaccharomycetaceae. The transcript has a single exon. The coding region runs from base 128 to 1786 and encodes 552 amino acids. Gene Ontology annotation, biological process: regulation of DNA-templated transcription; response to xenobiotic stimulus.
CAGUAAGCCAUACUAAUAUGACACGUGCCCAGCCGACUCCGUUCCGCACACCUCCGUAGCUCGAAGAAUUAAGAAAUGAUUAUUAUCUCUGCUUAAAAGAAGAUUUUAUUGAUACAAUACUUUUAAAAUGAAGGAAUUUUUACAGAAACGUACCAGAACGAAAAAAGCAUGUCUUGUUUGUCAUAGGAAAAAACGAAAGUGCAGUGGUACGUUUCCUUGUUCAUACUGCCAGAAACUCCGUCAUAAAUGUCAGUAUGAACCUGGUGUAAUAAAAAACAACGAACAUCCGACUCAGAAUAGUCAACUAGAGACUGAAUAUCUUGAUAAGCAAUCACUGAAACCAGACAAUUCAAGUAGUAUCUCGUCGAAGCAUACGAUGACGAAUAGGGACUUUUGUGUUCCAAAAAAUAAUGAAAAUAAUUACAAUUUAAGUAAAGAAGAAAGUAAAAAGCCAGUUUGUUUCGCGGAUAUCAUUGGUGAUAGACUGGGUGUUGCUUCGACGAUAUAUAAUAAGCCAUAUGCCUGGAACUUGGGUAGCCGCAUUUACUCAAAAAGGAGUGAAGUUAUAAACAUUAAAGACAUCUUGUCUCAAGACGAUUGCCGUUUUUACGCUUCCAUAUAUUUCGAGGAUGUAAAUCCUAUCUUCGGAUUAUUAGAUGCAACUAGCUUUUUUUCAAAACUAAAAUCAACUUGGAGCACAGAUAUGGAAGAAGAAUUUGAGGCCUUAGUAUGUAUUAUCAUUUUGCUUGGUUCGUAUUUUUCCCAUACCAAUUCCUUGGCAAAUGAACUCGAAUUUGUGCUUAUUGAGCUCACUGAAAACCUGUUGAAAUCAGGCAGUUUUCCGAUGGCUAUAGCUCCCACAAUAACUAAAAUUGUUAUUUUUGUACUUAAAAGUGUGUAUUUGCGAAAUAUCGCUGACCCAGCUGAUGCUUGGUUAGCCUCUUGUACUUCAAUGCAUCUUGUUGAAAUAUUUUGCGCAAAUAUCGAUUUAUGGGAAAAUCAGAAAAAUUAUAAUGAUACUGAACACACUAAUAACAAAAGUCAAUCAUAUUUACCUUUGUACAACGUUAUUAUGGUUUCCGAGGCGUUUCAUAAAUUUCUUGCUAUGGAAAUCGGAAGUACCCCUAUAAGGCCUUCAAGAUUGAAUUCUGGAUUAUUUUUUGACAGUGAAAAUUUACAAUUUCAAGGGAACCACCUUGUGCAGUUAGUUAAGGCUUUACCUCAAGGCGAAGAAACCAUUGAAAAGUCUCAGAUAACUAUGGUGGAAACAGUACUAAAAAUUUCUCAAUUAUCGCAGGAGCAGCCCAACCUGAUAGCACUCUUAAAAGGAUCCAUUUCUUUUCAUAUGUAUCGGAAGCUUAUUCUGACCGGUUUCCAUUUAGAUGAAAGUACAAUUGAAAUGAUCUUGAAGAUAACUGAUGAAGCAUUAAAUAAAUGUCUUAUUUUAUGCGACAAAGGAAUAGGUUGGUGGAAUGUUUUAGACGUCCCGUUUCAUGGAGUCUGUGUUCUUUUGUCAAUGGAUACGAGAGAAAGUUUAUUAAUGAUACCAAAGGCAUACAACGUACUAAAACAGGUCGUCAGGACUUUUAAUACUGUUGCUUCAAAAAGUGCUUUACAGAUAGCAUCCGACUUAUGUUGUGCAUUACGAUAUAAAAAACUGGACGAGGCAAAUAUUUUGAGUCUUGGGGGAGACGAAGGUACGACCUCUUCUUACGAUAUGGAUUCAGCGACGUCUGAUUUACUUAUGGGAAAUCCAUUCUUUGAUUUAUUUAAUUUAGAAAUAUGAAUCAUUUCUGUUAAUUUUCUGAUAGAGUAAUUUCGCUGAUCAUAGGAAAUGCUAUCAUCUCCGAUGAAGAUGGAUAAACUAACCAAGAAGUGGUUGUAUUAUCCUUUCAAAGGUUAAAUGCUAGUUUCAAUAGAAUAUUUUCUAUUGGUAUAAGAAUGUGCUAGCGGUUGUUUAUUUAGUUUAAUUACAGUUUCGUCGAAAUCCUGAUUCGAAUAAUAUACGUAUAUAUGUAAUUCAGUUUAA